This is a messenger RNA of Suillus fuscotomentosus, 3293 nucleotides long. Its product is annotated as heme peroxidase. Gene Ontology annotation, molecular function: peroxidase activity; heme binding. The transcript has 24 exons. Gene Ontology annotation, biological process: response to oxidative stress. The coding region runs from base 149 to 3154 and encodes 1001 amino acids. The record is from RefSeq and is a predicted model, not a curated record. NCBI's taxonomy places the organism in Eukaryota, Fungi, Basidiomycota, Agaricomycetes, Boletales, Suillaceae.
GCGGCCUUUUACAUCUGUCACUGAAUGCCUUUCAGACCCGAUGCAUAUAUAGCCAGUCAUACUGGGCCUUUAUCAGUACCACAUUCCUUGACCACGUCCUUCCUCUGAGUCAACUAAACCAAUUUUCAUUUUCAACAUCCAUACCAUCAUGAUGAAACGAGCAGCAGCGUCACUUGUAACAAAGAUCAAUAUUAUUCCAUGCAUAUCCGACCAGGUUGACAUUAUCGCGCUCCUUGGAGGAACCAAAUCAGUAGAAGACUUUGAACAAAUGAUUACACGAGGACCCGCCUUUACCCUGGCUGACCUACCAGCAUAUGUUGAUGCACUGAAGAACCUCAAGUCAGGGAUCGAUGACCGGGAAUUUUUGCUAGAAAAACUUCUGAUGUUGAUGUCGCGCCUUCCAGACGACUCAGUCUUCGCUAAAGAACUUCAGAUUUCCGUGAUUAAUAUCCUUUAUAAGGAUCUUCCUCACCCACCUUACAGCUUCUUGAAGACACCUGUAACGACGCCGCCGUCCAGCUCCAGUGACAUGCCAUAUAUCUUCCGCAGUGCUGAUGGCUCCAAUUAUUCGAUGUCCGUGCCGAACCUUGGUCAAGCAGGCCAACCAUAUGCGCGAUCUGUACCAUCUACGCAUGUUUCGUCGCGUUAUCCAUUACCAGAUCCAGGAGAGGUAUUUGAUACCCUUCUGCGUCGUGGUCGGAAUGACUUCGUCCCUCAUCCUGGGGGUCUCUCCAGUCUGUUCUUCGCAUUUGCAGAUCUCAUCAUUCACAGUAUAUUCGAUACGAACUCCCACGAUUGGACGAUCAACAAUGCCAGCAGCUACCUCGACCUGAGUAUCCUAUAUGGACACAACGAAGAGCAGGUCGAUAGUAUACGCAAGAAGGACGGAACCGGUCAUAUUUGGGAGGAUGUAUUCGCUGACAAGCGUCUCUUGUUCAUGCCCCCCUCUGUGGGUGCCCUUGCAGUCUUAUUCAGUCGUCACCACAAUUAUAUCGCAAGCAAGAUCCUUAGCCUCAACGAGCGAGGGACAUUUGCACGCCCAGCAGAUCUUCGAGAAGCGCAACGUACUGCCCAGUGUGAUGAGAUCUUUCACCGCGCUCGACUUGUCAACACAGCCUUUUUCAUGCAGAUCAUCUUAACGGACUACGUUGGAGGCAUUCUUGGUCUUGUCAGAGAUGGACUGACUUGGCGAUUGAAUCCACUUCAGGGGUUUCGUGAGCAGACGCAUGACGUUUCCCAACGAGGAGCUGGAAACGCCGUUUCUCUGGAGUUCAACAUGCUCUAUCGUUGGCAUGCGGCGAUGUCGCGUCAAGAUGAAGCAUGGAUUGAACGCACUUUCAAAAACAUUCUCCCUGACAGAGACCCUUCGACUAUCACUGUCGAAGAGUUCAAGGCUGCUGUCCACAAGGAUGGUGCUCAAAUACCUAACAUUCAUAGUUGGACAUUUGGCGGUCUCACCCGUGAAAAGGAUGGUCGAUUCAGCGAUGCCAAUAUCGCCCGUGUCUUACAGGAUGCAACGGCCGACAGGGCUUGUGCCUUUCGUGCAAGGGGCGUUCCGGCCGCCAUGCGAAUUGUGGAGAUUUUGGGCAUGGAGCAGGCACGAGCCUGGGGUGCUUGUUCACUGAACGAAUUUCGUCGCUUCAUUGGCCUGAAACCAUACAAGAGCUUCAGUGAAUGGAAUCCCGAUCCAGAGAUUUAUAUCGCAGCCGAACGCUUGUACGGCGAUAUUGAAAACCUAGAAUUACAUGUGGGCCUGCAGGCUGAGGAAACAAAACCUCCAAUUCCUGGCGCUGGCCUUUGCCCUGGAUACACUAUCUCACGUGCCAUCCUUGCCGAUGCUGUAUGCUUGACUCGUGGAGACAGGUUUCUUACAGUAGACUUCACUCCGUUCAACCUGACAACAUGGGGUUACGAGCAUUGCAUGGUCAACAAGGUGGAUGGAUCCUAUGGUGGCAUGCUCACCAAGCUUCUCUUUCACAUGCUCCCUGAUCACUACCCCGUGGGCUCAGUCUACGCUCACUUUCCUUUCCUGACUCCAGAGUUCCUUGCUUCGAGCAUGACCAAUGUGCCGCAUGGUGCCGAAAUCCGGCAUCUUUACAAUUGGGACAGGCCUUUGGCUGUUCAACAAACUGCGUUUGCAGCUACUGAUACGAGCGUUGUUAGAGUCUAUGAUUGUCGACUUUCGAAGUUACACACGCCUCCGAGGGUACGGAACGAAGCAAUCAGAAAGCCUAUCUCUGAUAAAGUUGCUGAACACACCGUGUCUACUUCACACUUCGCACACCUUACAAGUGAGCUGAUACUCAAGAGACGCGAAGUUGAUAAGCACGUCGACAUACUUGAAAUCCUGAACCUCCUUCCCGUUUAUUGGGUGGGCGACAUCAUGGUUGGAUUACCAUUGAUGGACAAAUCAUCGUCGCAGGCGACUCCAGAAUUUUGGUACAAAGCUUUUUUCAACAUUGCACACUACUUGUACUUCAAUAACGAUCCUGCUUCCGACUGGAUCCUUCGCGAAAAAGCCACGCGCUCUACCCAGCUAAUUAUGUUAUACCUUGAGGGCCAUUUGAAAAGACUCUCUGAUGGUAUUAUUUCAAUCAAUGGUAUAUGCGAUCUUCUGUUCUCAAACCAUGUGUCAUCGCAUAAAGGCGAAGCAUUCCUUUCGGAGGUUCUCAAAGUCACACCACAGGCUUCGAUAGAGGAGAUAGCAUUGUGUUUGUUCGAGGAAAUCAUCCCUUCUGCGGCCUUGUUCUCCGCAGUCAUCGCUUCAGUGGUGAAAUACUACAUGUACGCUCAAAACGAAGACUACUCCAAAUUUUCUUCCAGUUGUCGAGAAUGGUCAGAACAGAGCCCAGCCGUCCUGCGAUAUAUCUGCAAAGCACUCGAUUUGGACAUCGACAUGAUGUCGAGUGGCAAAUCUGUCCUGCGUAUCACUCUUGAUGGCCAAGUUGUUGUCAUUCCGAAGCAAACUGGCCUUAUGUCCUGGGAUAUCUUCUCAAAGAUCGCUCCUGGAAUCAUCUGCAAUAUCUUCCAUGUUGAUUCUAUUCGUCGUCCUCGCAUCAUCGGUAAAGCAACGUGCGUUGACGCAGCAGAGCAAACAUCGAGGUUCACCAACAUCCCCACGCUCACCUCGAUGGUUGUUGGGUAUGAUGUUUAAUACGGAAACUACAGACACCCGAUUUUCGUCACUGUAUUACAAGAGUCAAACACCCACACUAAUGUAUCAACACCACUCGCACUGUUUUAGAGAAAUCGGUUUGUAAUGUAUCAUCCAGUCGUAUCUCAUGCCUGAACUC